GCAGAUUUUUAAGUCAGAAUGCUGACCUGCUCCCUCAUACUUCAGAAGGACUGUGAAUCCAGUUGGUAUUUCUCACUUUUCUCCUUAGGAGCCUCACUGAAAGCCUCUGCCUUUGACAGAUUUGUCUGUUGCUGGGAUCCUGUUCCACUCCUGACCCUUGGACGCAGCCGACAAUCUCUCAUUAACUCUGGAGGGAGUCUGUGUGUUUGUAGCCAGGAACAGAAUUGGGGUUUUUGUGGUUUGCAGGGAUUAGAAGGUUAGGGUCCUCUUAGGUACGGGCAGCCUUUGGUCGGACCCCUCCUCGCUGAGCAGGUCGCUGGUUUCCCCUUUGGUUUCCUGCUGGGCUGGGGCAAAAUGCUGUCUCUGCCUUAUAUUGCUUAUGUGUAUUUCUCCCCUCUCCCCUGGAAUUAACAAAUUUCAAAGUUCAAAAGGGACCCUAAGAUCGUCUAGUUCUGUAGUUUUAAUCUUUAGCGUUGAUGACGCCCUUGGGAAGAUAGAUUAGGCAUGGCCCUCUUCCCAGGAAAUUGUGUCCUUGUACAGAACCAUGGCAUGUGGUUCGUGGGUCCCUGGAACACUUUCACGGACUCCACGUGAGAAGUUCUGGUCUGGUCCCUUCCUCCCUUCUCCCAUUUUGCAGACGGAGGCUGGCCUGGCGUCUUCUCCUAUUUAGCUGUCUUUAUUCUCUUGCCUUGCCUUCUUGCUCGGCUUCUGUUUCCUCAGCCCCAGACCGAGCCCGCAGGUAGCGGUGGGUCAGGAGAGGAGAUGGGCUUUACCAGUGUGGAACAGGAUUCGCUGCACUUGAGAACUCCUAUUGCAUCCCCCAAACACACAUCCUAGAGCACCUGAAACCAGCGUGCACCCGAGUUCUCUGGAGGGCUCCUUAAACCACGGAUGGCCAGGCUGUCCUCUAGAGUUUCUGAUUUGUAGCUCUGGUGUAGGGCCUGAGAAUGUGCAUUUCUUAAAAUUCCCAGGCGGUGCCACUGGGGCUAGUGUGGGGACUACUCUUUGGGAUCCAUUGUCCCAGGGGGUCUCAGCCACAGGUAGGUAACUUAGGCUGGUCCAACGAGGGGCUGGUGUCCUUUCUGGCUCCCAAAGGCUGGCUACGUAUUGGCUGGACUGUGUUGAUCAUCUACCAUGUUUUCUUGUUCUAGCCCAGUGAUUCUUCAGGAGGCUGGUACCACCCCUCUAUCCUGGCUCCACAGAGAGAACAGCCCAGAAAAGAAAGUUCCCCAGCCCUCCGCAUUCUUCCAAUGGCCACUCGCCACAGGACACAUCCACAAGCCCCAUUAAAAAGAAAAAGAAACCCGGCUUACUGAACAAUAACAAUAAGGAGCAGUCAGAACUAAGACAUGGUCCGUUUUACUAUAUGAAGCAGCCACUCACCACAGACCCUGUUGAUGUUGUACCGCAGGAUGGACGGAAUGAUUUCUACUGCUGGGUUUGUCACCGGGAAGGCCAAGUCCUUUGCUGUGAGCUCUGUCCCCGGGUUUAUCACGCUAAGUGUCUGAGACUGACAUCGGAACCAGAGGGGGACUGGUUUUGUCCUGAAUGUGAGAAGAUUACAGUAGCAGAAUGCAUCGAGACUCAGAGUAAGGCCAUGACAAUGCUCACCAUCGAACAGUUAUCCUACCUGCUCAAGUUUGCCAUUCAGAAAAUGAAACAGCCAGGGACAGAUGCAUUCCAGAAGCCUGUUCCAUUGGAACAGCAUCCUGACUAUGCGGAAUACAUCUUCCAUCCUAUGGACCUUUGUACAUUGGAAAAGAAUGCUAAAAAGAAAAUGUAUGGAUGCACAGAAGCUUUCCUGGCCGAUGCAAAGUGGAUUUUGCACAACUGCAUCAUUUAUAAUGGAGGAAAUCACAAAUUGACGCAGAUAGCAAAAGUAGUCAUCAAAAUCUGUGAGCAUGAGAUGAAUGAAAUUGAAGUAUGUCCAGAGUGUUACCUAGCUGCUUGCCAAAAACGAGAUAACUGGUUUUGUGAGCCUUGUAGCAAUCCACAUCCUUUGGUCUGGGCAAAACUGAAGGGGUUUCCAUUCUGGCCUGCAAAAGCUCUGCGGGAUAAAGAUGGGCAGGUUGAUGCUCGUUUCUUUGGACAACAUGACAGGGCCUGGGUUCCAAUAAAUAAUUGCUACCUCAUGUCUAAAGAAAUUCCUUUUUCUGUGAAAAAGACAAAAAGCAUCUUCAACAGUGCAAUGCAGGAGAUGGAAGUGUACGUGGAGAACAUCCGCAGGAAGUUUGGGGUUUUUAAUUAUUCUCCCUUCAGGACACCCUACACGCCUAACAGCCAGUACCAAAUGCUGCUCGACCCCAGCAACCCCAGUGCCGGUGCUGCCAAGAUAGACAAGCAGGAGAAGGUCAAGCUCAACUUUGACAUGACGGCGUCCCCCAAGAUCCUGAUGAGCAAGCCCAUGCUGAGUGGGGGCGCAGGCCGUAGGAUCUCCUUGUCCGAUAUGCCCCGGUCCCCCAUGAGUACAAACUCUUCUGUGCACACGGGUUCCGACGUGGAGCAGGAUGCUGAGAAGAAGGCCACCUCGAGCCACUUCAGUGCCAGUGAGGAGUCCAUGGAUUUCCUGGACAAGAGCACAGCUUCACCAGCCUCUGCAAAGACGGGACAAGCAGGGAGUUUAUCCGGCAGCCCGAAAACUUUCUCUCCUCAAGCGUCAACACCCAUCACGACGAAAACAGACAAAACGUCCACCACUGGAAGCAUCCUGAAUCUUAACUUGGAUCGGAGCAAGGCCGAGAUGGACCUGAAGGAGCUGAGCGAGUCGGUCCAGCAGCAGACGGCGCCUGUUCCUCUCAUCUCGCCUAAGCGGCAGAUCCGCAGCAGGUUCCAGCUAAAUCUCGACAAGACCAUAGAGAGUUGCAAAGCACAAUUAGGCAUAAACGAAAUCUCAGAAGAUGUUUACACGGCCGUAGAGCACAGUGAUUCGGAAGAUUCCGAGAAGUCUGAUAGUAGCGAUAGUGAGUAUAUCAGUGACGAUGAGCAGAAGUCCAAGAAUGAGCCAGAAGACGCAGAAGACAAAGAGGGUAGUCGGAUGGACAAAGAGCCAUCGGCUGUCAAAAAAAAGCCCAAACUGGCCAACCCUGUGGAGACUAAGGAGGAGCUGAAAAGCACAUCACCAGCCAGCGAGAAAGCUGAUCCGGGCUCGGUCAAGGAAAAGGCAAGCCCCCAGCCUGAGAAGGACUUUUCAGAAAAAGCGAAAGCCUCCCCUCAUCCCACAAAGGAUAAACUGAAGGGGAAAGAUGAGACCGAUUCCCCAACAGUACAUUUGGGCCUGGACUCCGAUUCAGAAAGUGAACUUGUCAUAGAUUUAGGAGAAGACCAUUCUGGGCGGGAGGGUCGUAAAAAUAAGAAGGAACCCAAAGAAACAUCUCCCAAGCAGGAUGUUGUAGGUAAAGCUCCGCCAUCCACCACAGCGGGCAGCCAGUCCCCGCCUGAAACUCCGCUCCUCACCCGCUCCUCCUCCCAAACUCCCACGGCCGGUGUCACGGCCACCACCAGCACCACGUCCACCGUCACGGCCCCGGCCGCCGCUGCCGCCGCCACCGCCGCCGCUGCCACCACCACGGGAAGCCCGGUGAAAAAGCAGAGGCCGCUUUUACCGAAGGAGACUGCCCCGGCCGUGCAGCGGGUCGUGUGGAACUCGUCAAGUAAGUUUCAAACGUCUUCCCAAAAGUGGCACAUGCAGAAGAUACAGCGCCAGCAGCAGAACCAGCAGCAGAACCAGCAGCCUCAGUCUUCCCAGGGGACGAGAUAUCAGACCAGACAGGCUGUGAAAGCUGUGCAGCAGAAGGAGAUCACGCAGAGCCCAUCCACCUCCACCAUCACCCUGGUGACCAGCACUCAGUCGUCGCCCCUGGUCACCAGCUCAGGGUCCACGAGCACCCUUGCAUCCUCAGUCAGCGCAGACCUGCCCAUCGCCACCGCUUCCGCUGACGUCGCUGCGGACAUUGCCAAGUACACUAGCAAAAUGAUGGAUGCAAUAAAAGGAACGAUGACAGAGAUCUACAACGAUCUUUCUAAAAACACUACGGGAAGCACAAUAGCCGAGAUUCGCAGGCUGAGGAUCGAGAUCGACAAGCUGCAGUGGCUGCACCAGCAGGAGCUCUCUGAAAUGAAACACAACCUGGAGCUGACCAUGGCGGAGAUGCGGCAGAGCCUGGAGCAGGAGCGGGACCGGCUCAUUGCCGAGGUGAAGAAGCAGCUGGAGCUGGAGAAGCAGCAGGCGGUGGACGAGACCAAGAAGAAGCAGUGGUGUGCCAACUGCAAGAAGGAGGCCAUUUUCUACUGCUGUUGGAACACCAGCUAUUGUGACUACCCCUGCCAGCAGGCCCAUUGGCCCGAGCACAUGAAGUCCUGUACCCAGUCAGCUACGGCUCCUCAGCAGGAAGCGGAUGCCGAGGUGAGCACAGAAACACUAAACAAGUCAUCACAGGGGGGCUCUUCCAGCACACAGGCAGCCCCUCCGGAAACAGCCAGCACCUCGAAAGACAAGGAGACCUCGGCGGAGAAAAGCAAGGACAGCGGGUCGACCACUCCCAGAGCAGUAAGUCUGGUUGCUGGAGCAGCGGUGACGAGAAGCGAGGACCCGCACGCUCCGAGCACAACGCCAGUUCCGGUUCGAAGAGUCUCCUCCCGAAAGAGUCUCGGCUGGACGCCUUCUGGGACUAGGGACAAGUCACGACACAAGCCGCCCACGCCGUGGAGGAAAAAAAAACCAGACACCAGGGCAGUAGGGAGCAGCAAAGAAACGUGAGACUGGAGAGCGCCAGGCACGCAGACUUGGCCUUUGCCCUUGGCACACAGGGCAGCCCACACUACAUAGCGGCCCGCGCUGGCAUCGACUGCGGCCUGCUGGACCCACACGAAACCUACGCUUUAGGUGUAAAUGAUGUACAAUUUGUGGAUGUCCUUGAACCUAGAGUACCUUCCCCUUUUUAUAUUUGUAUUGACUUUAACUUAUAAAAAAAAAAAAAAAAGAAAAAAACAGAAAAAAAUAAACCCAGUAACGAAAAGAAUGUUUGGACGCUGGAGGGGGGCUGGUUGGUCGGCCCCUUCUGUCACGGCGGCAUGGAGCCCGGGCCCUGGGAUCGCUGUGGCCCGCAGGCCUCAUCCGUGCACGCCGCGGGGGGACGCGAGCCAUCGGUUCUCGGGCGUCUUUACGCAGCACAUCGGGACCAGGAGUUGUGGGCACAUCCCGUGGAGCCAUCGGCCCCUUUCAGAUACUACGUUCCUAUGUUAUACAAUGCAAGCUCUCUGGCCCGAAAGGCCACCUGGAGAAGCUAGUUUAUUUUGUGUGGUUUCAGUGAUGACUACUCCUAAAAGGGAAGAAAAAAGGCCCCUGUUUCCAGAAGACGGAAACAAGCUCCGCUCAGCUCCACCGCAGGAGAGGACAGAGGAAGCGUGAAGAGUCAUAAGCUCUGAAACAAAGAGAAAUCUUUUCUUUGCUUUGUGGUUCCUUUUAAACACACUCACACAUGCUUGGUAAGUGAUGCCGUGCUUCUUGGAAGCGAGCACUCAAAGGCAAGAUGCACGCAGAGGACAUUUGAGUCUGGGAUGAAGCAUGUAUGUAUUAUUUAUACGAUGGAAUUUUCAUUUUAGCAUGAAACAGAGGCAGUGUGAGAGGAAGCCAGACACCGGCCGCACUGUAGUACCAUUUUGUAUGUUGUGUAAAACAAAAAGCAUUGAACAAAGCAAAAGGUGAUGUAUGUAUAUGAGAAAAUUAAUUGUACGAUAUCAUUCCAGUACAUUCUGUUGUACAUUUUAGUCCUGUUUACUUUCUCUUCGUUGUUGAUAAGAGGAUGCGAACUGUGUACAGUUUCCAGCUAGUUACCCAUAUUAGAGAAGAACUACACAGAGAGAGUAUUAGAAGAAAAAGAGAGAAAGAACAUUUGUGAAUUGCAGUUGUCAAAAAAAAAAAAAUAGCCUAGCUGGCCUUAUUUGUGAAGCAUAAUUGCUUUUAGCACAUGGAAGUAUUUUUUCACAUUUUCUUUGUAUAAAAUUUGUAUUAAACUUAAAUAUCUUUUUUGA
Mirounga angustirostris (Northern elephant seal) is the source of this 6030-nucleotide messenger RNA. RefSeq names its product zinc finger MYND-type containing 8 (gene ZMYND8). NCBI's taxonomy places the organism in Eukaryota, Metazoa, Chordata, Mammalia, Carnivora, Phocidae. Gene Ontology annotation, biological process: regulation of DNA-templated transcription. The transcript is spliced from 20 exons. The record is from RefSeq and is a predicted model, not a curated record. Gene Ontology annotation, molecular function: transcription corepressor activity; protein binding. Gene Ontology annotation, cellular component: nucleus; cytoplasm. The coding region runs from base 1367 to 4756 and encodes 1129 amino acids.